This is a messenger RNA of Epithele typhae, 2331 nucleotides long. RefSeq lists its product as uncharacterized. Bases 1 to 2331 code for a protein of 776 amino acids. Lineage: Eukaryota; Fungi; Basidiomycota; Agaricomycetes; Polyporales; Epitheliaceae. The record is from RefSeq and is a predicted model, not a curated record. The transcript is spliced from 4 exons.
AUGGUAGACGAAGAUGUAGUCGUGACAGCAGAGAGGCUUGCAAAGAGUGCCCGGGAGAUCUGUCAGGCAUCAUUGGAGUUCGGGCUGGAAAAGAAUGACGACGACAGGGUGCAAGACCUCGUGUUUCAGCUUCGUGAAGUAUCCAAAGCUUCGUUACGUGUCGGCGCCGUCGUGAAUGUCGCGCCUGGGAGCUUGGACGCCGAUGCAAUCGCGCAAGAGGUCCCCUCUCAGGAAGAAGUCAUGGCGGACACAGUAGACCUUCUACAUGCCGGCUUCACGCUCGUCUACACCCUGGCGACCUCCUUAUUUUUCAGACUGCUACUUUUGGACCUCGUUCUCGUUGCACGCGACAUCGUCGUCGAAGUUGCUGUACGCGUGGAACAGGCUGCUAUCGCGGUAGAAAGCGCUGCUCAGAAGGUUGAAGAAACUGCGAGAACGGCCGAUGGUUCUGCAUCCCUCAACAUGCUUCGACAAGACGGCUUGCUCCAGAUAGAGGCAUCCUUGGAAGACCCGACGGCGAUGGGGGAUAGGGAUGCCAGCGGGAAGGUGGAGAUGGACCCAGGAGCGGAGAUCAGAAGAGCGGUCGUGAGGCGUCUGCAAGAGGCGAUGGUCCGGGCACACUCCCAGCCUGAAUCUCGAGCGGCUGUCGUCACGCUCCUGGCUUUCUUCCGCAAGUACGCCGCGAAGGUGCGGGCUGCUGCCGCAGAAGCUUCCAACGCAGAAUUCCCCGCUGUGAAGAUCGAACCGGUCAUUUCUACGGAUCCACAUCUCACGAAGGCGUUGGAAGAUCUCCGGGUGUUCCUAGAGCGCCUCGCCUCUGGCUAUCCUUUGGCUCCCCUCCAAAACGUACUCCUUGUCACCUUCGUCGACAUCGUCACGGUCCCGGCUUCCACUAUUUCCGAGAGUCCCAGCAAGGCUGCCAUGCGGAGCUGGAUCUCGUUUCUCGGGUCGUGGCUGGAAGAUGCCCUCGCUGAUCCCGGCUUCGCGAUCUCUGAAUCCGGCACUGCGCAGCUAGAAGCACUCUACGACAAGGCACGCGAGAUAAUCGAUGACGCGACAGACGAAGAGGAUGAAGAGUGGGUCGUGCACAUUCGGACGCUGCUCCAUGAAGUCUCGGCCUUCACCUCGGCUCUUGAGCAUGACCGCGCAACACGCAAUCUUGUCGAUGCUCUAUCCGAAGCCGUGUCUAGCUUCGCUCAGCUCGGUCUCCACGCCGGAAAGGCAGCCCCUCGUGCCACUACGCGCGCGCGACACGAAGCCUUCAAGCAGGUCGCGCUCUGGAUCCUCCCCCGCGUGAUGCGCAUCGUGGACGCAAUCCCGAUGCCUCGCGUCGAGUACGUUGACGACAACAUUGAAGCAGCGGUGGACGCGCUCCUCAUUUCUGCACCACGAGGGUCUGGCGAUCCGGUUCGGCUGCGAGCGUCUCUGGUCCCCGACAAAGUGCGACUUGAAAGCUGGAACCAGGUCGUUGUAGAGCUCAACACGACAUCUACGACUCCCCUGUCCCCCUCGGACUCAGUCGUUCACGCGAAAACAAGGGCGCGACUCCACUUCGAAGGCGUACGUUUCUCCGCUCACGACAUUGCCUACUACCUGUAUCACAAGGGUGCGCGGAUGUGCGGCGCACGACUACCGUGCACGGCAUAUGAAGACGAGGGGCUUGUUAGCAUCGAUGUGGGUGCUCCAGGUUCGUCAAAUCAGGGCCUCAUUGCCGACGUCGAGCUCGAAUUCGACACCUCCGCUUCCUCGCGCGGUUUCUCUGCUCUCCUCCCCUGGCCUUCCUCGUCCGCAUCCCAACUUGUCGACUCCAACCCAACACCGCUCUUCACGGUGACGGACGUCCACCUCGACCUUUCUGGACUGCACAUAUCCCUGACGCGGAGCAAACACUGGCUGUUCAACGCGCUCAUCGUGCAGCCCCUCGCGGCCCCGAUCGUGCGCAGCGCCGUCGGAUGGGCACUGCGCCGUCAACUACAUGAUGCGCUCGCAUCGCUCGGCGCGUUCGGCGGCCGCGUCAAGGCGCGCGCGUCGCGCGACGCCCCCAGCGGUGGCGAGCCCCCGGCCCUAUCCGCGACGCAGUGGUGGACCGCGUUCAUGGACGAGCUUGACAGCUCACGCGGCUCUAGCGACCUCACCUCCGACUCCGACUCUGACUCCGACGACGCGGAAACUCCCCCCGCGGAGAGCCACACCCACGCGACCGCACAGGGUAUCGUGCGCACGACGAUCGCGCAAUCGACGGGCGAGGCUGAGCCCGAGGAGAGCGCCCUCGCGGUGGGCGUCGGGGCGCAGCUCCUUCCGGGAAAGGGGGACCGCACAGCGCAACGCUGA